Molecule: messenger RNA, 1047 nt
Organism: Ostreococcus lucimarinus CCE9901
Lineage: Eukaryota; Viridiplantae; Chlorophyta; Mamiellophyceae; Mamiellales; Bathycoccaceae
Exons: 1
Coding region: 1-1047 (348 amino acids)
Biological process (GO): trans, trans-farnesyl diphosphate biosynthetic process
Cellular component (GO): cytoplasm
Molecular function (GO): dimethylallyltranstransferase activity; (2E,6E)-farnesyl diphosphate synthase activity
Source: RefSeq, a predicted model, not a curated record
AUGGGCGCGAAAGAUGACGAUAAGACGCGGUUCAUGGCGGUGUUCAGGGAACUCGCGGAUGGGUUGGUGCGGGACGAGAUCGACGAUCGGCAGGUGAAGAUCGCGGUGGAGUGGAUAAAGCGGAUGAUUGAUUACAACGUGCCGCACGGGAAGUUGAACCGCGGACUCGCGGUCGUGGACGGCGUGCGAGCGCUGAAGGCGGCGAAGAAUGAAACGGUCGACGAAGAGGAGCUGAAACGGGCGAUGGUGGUUGGAUGGUGCAUCGAGUUUUUGCAGGCGUACUUCUUGGUUGCGGACGACAUCAUGGACGAGAGCGUGACGAGAAGAGGGCAGCCGUGCUGGUACAGGCAGCCGGACGUGAAGAUGACGGCGAUUAAUGACGGUAUCUUAUUGGAGAUGAUGCUGUAUAAGUGCUUGAAGAAGUACUGCAAGGGAUUGGAGUGUUACGCGGAUCUCGUGGAGCUGUUCCACGACGUGACGUACCAAACGGCGAGCGGGCAGUUGAUUGAUUUAAUCACCGCCCCGAUCGGGGUUGUGGAUCUCAGUAAGUACACCAUGGAGGCGUACAUGCGCAUUGUGACGUAUAAGACGGCUUUCUACACCUUUUACCUUCCGGCGGCGUGCGCCAUGCGAUUGUGCGGCGUCAAGGAUGAGGCGGCGUACGAAAAGGCGAAUGAAAUUUGCAUCAAGCUCGGGCAGUUUUUCCAAAUCCAAGACGAUUAUUUAGACUGCUACGGUGAUCCCGAGGUCAUUGGUAAGAUCGGGACAGAUAUUCAAGACAACAAGUGCGGCUGGCUCGUCGUUCAAGCGUUGCUCAAGUGCACCGACGAACAGCGCAAAAUCAUCGAGGAAAACUACGGAAGAGCCGACGCAGAGUGCGAAAAGAAAAUUAAGGCGCUCUACGUGGAUCUCGACUUAGAGGCGACGUACAAAAAGUACGAGGAAGAGUCCUACGCCGACCUUCGAUCGAUCAUGGAGUCGCAGAAGGUUUUGCCGGAGGGUUUGUUUGGCGCGAUGUUGGCGAAAAUUUACAAGCGUCAAAAGUAG